AAAUAAAAAGAAAACUGUACUAGAUUUGAGAUAAGCAUUCAUCAAAAACCAAUAAAAUAGUUUCAUUACAAUCAUCCCCAAACUCCUAAACAUCUAUAAAUCUCACAGGUCCCCUCUCUCCCUCUCUCACAUACAUACUAAGAAAAACACGCACGCACACACACACCUUCACAUCCAGUCACACGCGCACACCGAGACAUACAUAGAAGAUGUCCACUCUCAGUCAACUCUUUGAUCUUUCGGAACAAAUAUACUAUGUACAAUGUGGUUUCUGCACCACCAUGUUACUGGUAAGUGUGCCAUGUAACAGCUUGUCCAUGGUGGUCACAGUCAGAUGUGGCCACUGCACUGCCCUCUUUUCUGUCAACAUGAACAUGAUGAAUGCUUCUUUGGUACCUUUCCAAAAUCUUUGGAACUGUCUUAACCAUAACGAGCAAAAGCAACAAGAUUGCCCAGAUGCACAGAAGGUCUUGGACUGGCAUGGUACAUCCAUGCUGGCCUCUUCUGACUAUGAAGAAGAUGAUAUAAUCUCUGUCAAUCACAUCGUUAACAAACCCCCUGAGAAGAGACAACGAGCACCAUCAGCUUAUAACCAGUUCAUUAAAGAAGAGAUCAAGAGGCUUAAGACUGAGAAUCCAAUGAUGGGUCACAAGGAAGCUUUCAGUGCAGCUGCAAAAAAUUGGGCUCAUUUCCCUGCAAUUCAGUACAAAGGAGAUGGAGACUAUAGCCAGAGUGAAGAAAAUGUGACAUUGGGCGCAGAAGUCACUGAGGUCCAUGAAGCUGGCAAAGGUUUUCGUGAAAGAAAAGCCCUCAAGAGAUCCCACAUGGGCUACGACACACUCGUUUGAACAAGUCUACAAAGAUUUCUAUAAAAAGAAAGCAGUUUCUAUUUCAGGGUUAGUGUUAGGAUUAACUCAUAUGCCUUUAGACUAGUAGAGGUAUAAAUGUUCUUGGGAAUGAGGCUUUCACUGCAGUUGUAGAAGACUCGUUGUCAUUGAUUAGAAAACAACCUUUAGCUUUCAAAUUAAGGGUGCUUAACUAUUGAAAUAUUAAGUCUAAAAGACAAAUUUUCACUUAAAGCUCUAUAUUAGACCAAAGAAAAUAAGCUUAAGGAUAUAUAUGAUUGUCGUUUGGAUUUGGGGCACAUGCAUUUACAUGGAUUCUCUUUGCAUGUUG
Molecule: messenger RNA, 1176 nt
Organism: Quercus robur (English oak)
Lineage: Eukaryota; Viridiplantae; Streptophyta; Magnoliopsida; Fagales; Fagaceae
Product: axial regulator YABBY 4
Exons: 7
Coding region: 210-848 (212 amino acids)
Biological process (GO): plant ovule development; polarity specification of adaxial/abaxial axis; cell fate commitment
Cellular component (GO): nucleus
Source: RefSeq, a predicted model, not a curated record